This is a messenger RNA of Kluyveromyces lactis, 924 nucleotides long. It is a transcript of the gene ATG14, whose product is annotated as Atg14p. Bases 1 to 924 code for a protein of 307 amino acids. Lineage: Eukaryota; Fungi; Ascomycota; Saccharomycetes; Saccharomycetales; Saccharomycetaceae. The transcript has a single exon. The record is from RefSeq and is a predicted model, not a curated record. Gene Ontology annotation, biological process: macroautophagy.
AUGAUACAUUGUGGGAUCUGUGGCAGUCCUAAGAUCCCAAAUGUCGAAUUUUUAUGUGCUCAUUGUAUUAAUGGAUCCCCAUCAAUACUUUUAAGGGACAAACUAAAGCUAUUGUUGCUCCGCCAAGAAGUUGAACAGCUUAAACAUGAUGUCGGAGAACAGCUAGAAGCUGGAUUUGCCGGUAAUGGUCAGUUUGGCAAGCAGUUGCAGAAACUAGAUGUGUACAACGAGAAACGCAGAUUGAUCAAACUGCGACAACGGGUACAAUUAGUCAAAAAUAAGAUAGACGUGAAACGGAACCGGUACCAGGAACUUGAACGGUACUUGAAAGAUGAGGAUCAUUUCGAUAAAGACAAAAAAGUGUUUGACGUUGAAGAAAUAGUGAAUGAUGAGGCGUUGACUAUGAGUAAGCUCUCUCAAGUCUUGCAAAGAAAGCAAACAGCGUUGUUUAAAGAGCUUUGUCAAUGGUUUCGUAUCGAAAAAUGUGACGAGGAUGUUAAUAAUAAUAAUAAUGUUUCUGCUUAUACAAUCUGGGGGGUCCCAAUGAUAAAUCUCAAGUAUAGCAAUGAGAUGGACCGUGACAAGCAAGUGAUUUCUAUGAGGUACAUCCACCAAUUCAUCAACUUUUCCUUCAACAUUUGGCUGUUCGAAGGAAUAUCUGACGUUUCCAUUGAAAACGAACAAAACGUAAUCCAGAACUACUCACAGUUAAUAUAUGACACUCUAAGAUUACUACAGGUCAGAAAACUUGUGUCUGAAUCCGUCUCCAUAAGAGAUAUAUUGAUAAGGUACGAUCUAGAUGGAAUGAUAUACUAUCUCUCCAAAAGCAAAUAUCUUUCCUCACUCGACGACGCAUCGAACUCAUACCCACCAACUUUACAGAACAUAAAGCAGCUUGUAGCAUCCAUGAUACCCUCUAUAUAG